Molecule: messenger RNA, 2184 nt
Organism: Urocitellus parryii (Arctic ground squirrel)
Lineage: Eukaryota; Metazoa; Chordata; Mammalia; Rodentia; Sciuridae
Gene: Tp53
Product: tumor protein p53
Biological process (GO): protein tetramerization; regulation of transcription by RNA polymerase II; apoptotic process
Cellular component (GO): nucleus
Molecular function (GO): DNA-binding transcription factor activity, RNA polymerase II-specific; RNA polymerase II cis-regulatory region sequence-specific DNA binding; protein binding
Source: RefSeq, a predicted model, not a curated record
AGUCCAGAGCCAUCAUUCUGGGCGCAGGUAGCUGCGUGGUUCUGAGGAGAACCUGGCGACCGGGCUUGGAGCGUGCUUCCCAGAUCGGUGACACGCUCCCCUGAGGUCGGGAGGCCAGACUGCAUCCUGAACGCUGCUAUGGAGGAGCCGCAGUCGGAUCUCAGCAUCGAGCCUCCCCUGAGUCAGGAGACAUUUUCAGACUUAUGGAACCUACUUCCUGAAAACAACGUUCUGUCUCCUGUAUUGUCCCCUCCUAUGGAUGAUUUGCUGCUAUCUUCAGAAGAUGUUGAAAACUGGUUUGACAAAGGCCCAGAUGAAGCCCUUCAAAUGUCAGCAGCUCCUGCACCAAAGGCCCCCACACCAGCGGCCUCUACACUGGCAGCCCCUGCACCAGCCACCUCUUGGCCCCUAUCAUCAUCGGUCCCUUCUCAAAACACCUACCCUGGUGUCUAUGGUUUCCGUCUAGGCUUCAUUCAUUCUGGGACAGCCAAAUCAGUCACGUGCACGUAUUCCCCUUCUCUCAACAAGCUAUUCUGUCAGCUGGCAAAAACCUGCCCUGUGCAGCUAUGGGUUGACUCAACACCCCCACCUGGCACCCGCGUCCGCGCCAUGGCCAUCUAUAAGAAGUCACAGCACAUGACAGAAGUUGUGAGGCGCUGUCCCCAUCACGAACGCUGCUCUGAUAGYGAUGGCCUGGCCCCUCCUCAGCAUCUCAUCCGAGUGGAAGGAAAUUUGCGUGCAGAAUAUUUGGAUGACAGAAACACUUUUCGACACAGUGUAGUGGUGCCCUAUGAACCUCCUGAGGUCGGCUCUGAGUGCACCACCAUCCACUACAACUACAUGUGCAACAGCUCUUGCAUGGGAGGCAUGAACCGACGGCCCAUCCUCACCAUUAUCACGUUGGAAGACUCUAGUGGUAACCUGCUGGGACGGAACAGCUUCGAGGUACGCGUGUGUGCUUGUCCCGGGAGAGACCGCCGCACCGAGGAGGAAAAUUUCCGCAAAAGAGGAGAGCCUUGCCCUGAGCCACCACCAGGGAGUACUAAGCGAGCACUACCCACUGGCACCAGCUCCUCUCCCCAGCCAAAGAAGAAACCACUGGAUGGAGAAUAUUUCACCCUUAAGAUCCGUGGCCGUGCACGCUUUGAGAUGUUCCAAGAGUUGAAUGAGGCCCUGGAGCUCAAGGAUGCCCAAGCUGAAAAGGAGCCAGGGGAGAGCAGGCCACACCCCAGCUACCUGAAGUCCAAGAAGGGGCAGUCUACCUCCCGUUAUAAAAAAAUAAUAUUCAAGAGAGAGGGGCCUGAUUCAGACUGACAUCCUCUGACUCUUGUCUCCCACCCCCACCCCUGCCCUCCUUCCCUAGCAUUUUGGAACUUGGGUGCUUGAAUCCCUGCUUAGUAUAGAUGUGCCUCAGAAAUGCUUAGGAAUUCUGCUAUUUGUCUUGUCUAUAGUUUCACUCAAGUCAGCCUGCACUGGUGUUUUGGGGAGAGGUGAGAGCUAAGACAUACCUAUGGCUUAGCUUUAACUGUGAAGAGUGGGAGAUGGAAGAAAAUGUUCUUGCAUGUAAGGGUUAACCUACAACCAGCCAUCCGAUGGGUUAAAAGCCCUUCUUCAACCAUGCCGACCAGAAAAGCUAAUUUCUCCUAACUUCAAUACCCACAUCUAUAAAAUGUUGAUCAUCGUACCUACCUCACGGGGUUUGUUGUGAGGGUUAAUGAAAUAACGUGUGUCUGGCUUUGAACUGCCUUGUAUUAGGAGGUGGCUGGGACUUGGCCCCCUUGUGGUUGUUGGUUUCCUGCCCCUGUUAGGGCAAUGUGUUGAUGGUUUCCAAGAUUGAGCAGCUGGUUAAAGGGAAGGAGUUGCCAAGUCUGCUGGCCAGCCAAAUCCUGUCCAACCUCUUGUUGAACCUUGGCACCUGAAAUGAAAUCUUAUCCCAUCCCACAGCCUGGAGGAUUCCAUCUCRGGCUUAUAUAGGAUCUGUGUCCACCAAGAUCUGUUUUACUUCCCCCAUAUGCUCAGGGUCAGGUUUUUGUAGUUUUGGGGGGUUUUUUAAUUUUUUUUUUAUUUUUUUAUUUGUUUGUUGGCAAGACAAAUCUGCCUUUGUUACCCCAUACCCUUUCUCUCAUUUUAUAUCCCCUUUUUAUAUCGAUUUCUUGUUUUACAAUAAAACUUUGCUACCACCUG